AUGCCAACAAUAAUUGACGUACAAGAUGAUCAAGAACACAGCAAGACAAUUGAUUUGGGAAAAGAUUCAAUGACUGUGAAUCGUCAAGCUAGUAAUAAUGACGACUUGUAUGGAGUAAUUGUGAAUAGUGAGGAAGAAGCAUACAACCUCUACUGUGAGUAUGGUGCUAGAAUGGGGUUUAGUGUUCGGAUAAUGCAGAGGAGGAAAAGCAACAACGUUGUGAGACAAGUUAAUUAUGCCUGUUCAAAAGAAGGUUUUAAACUAGAUAGUGAUCCUUCAGAAGUGAAAAAGGCUGAUAGGUUGGACACUAGAUCUGGCUGCACAGCAAAAAUUCGAUUUGGAUUGCAAGAUAAUAAUGUAUGGAAAGCAACUCUCUUUGUUCCUGAACACAACCACAAGCUUGCAGAGCCAGAAGAAAGACCAUUUUUGCGCUCCAAUCAAAAAGUGUUAGAAGCUCAUAAGGGGGUGAUUAGAUCAAUGAAAAACGCAGGUAUGAGUACCAUAAAUACAUAUUCAUAUUUAGCAGAAGAAGUUGGGGGAUCUCAAAAUGUUGGAUUUACAAAGACUAAUUGUUACAAUUUUGUAAGCAGAGAGAGAAUGAUUAUGCUAGAAGCAGGGGAUGCUCAAAGCUUGAUCAAUUUAUUUAAGAAAAAGCAAAUUGAAGAUCCUAUGUUUUUCUACACCGUGCAAGUGGAUCAAGAAAAUUGA
Rosa rugosa (rugosa rose) is the source of this 708-nucleotide messenger RNA. RefSeq names its product protein FAR1-RELATED SEQUENCE 5-like. The record is from RefSeq and is a predicted model, not a curated record. The coding region runs from base 1 to 708 and encodes 235 amino acids. The transcript has a single exon. NCBI's taxonomy places the organism in Eukaryota, Viridiplantae, Streptophyta, Magnoliopsida, Rosales, Rosaceae.